AUGGUCGGGUUGGGUCCAAAGCGAAAGCCGUCCCGCAAGGGGUCAAUGGCCGAUGUGCCAAAGAGCUUGCUGGACGAAAUCGCCAACCUCGAGAACCUGUUCACCGUGGACGCCGAGCGGCUCAAGAAGAUCACCGACCAUUUCGUGUCGGAGCUCCAAGCUGGCCUGGAGAAAGAGGGGGGCAACAUCCCCAUGAACCCGACCUGGGUCAUGGGCUUCCCGGACGGCAAUGAGCAGGGCACUUUCCUCGCACUGGACAUGGGCGGGACCAACCUGAGAGUCUGCGAGAUCACCCUCACGGAAGAGAAGGGCGAGUUCGAAAUCAUCCAGAGCAAGUAUCGCAUGCCGGAAGAGCUGAAGACGGGAACGGCCGAGGAGCUGUGGGAUUACAUCGCCGACUGCAUGCAGCAGUUCAUCGACUUUCACCACGAGGACGAGGAUCUGGCGCAUCUGCCCCUCGGGUUCACGUUUUCUUACCCGGCAACGCAAGACUACAUUGACCAUGGUGUGCUCCAGCGAUGGACCAAAGGAUUUGACAUCUCAGGCGUCGAAGGGCAGGAUGUGGUUCCCCAGUUCCAAAAAGCUCUUGAGGCACGGAACCUCCCGAUCAAACUUGUCGCCAUCAUAAAUGACACCACCGGCACGCUGAUCGCAUCAGCCUAUACAGACCAGACUAUAAGAAUUGGGUGCAUCUUUGGAACCGGCUGCAAUGCCGCCUACAUGGAGAACUGCGGCUCAAUACCGAAGAUCAAACACCUCAACCUCCCCGACGACAUGCCCAUGGCGAUCAACUGCGAAUACGGCGCCUUCGACAACGAGCACAAGGUCCUCCCCAUCACGAAAUACGACACCAUCAUCGACGAGACCUCGCCACGACCGGGCCAACAGGCUUUUGAGAAGAUGAUCGCCGGGUUAUACCUGGGCGAGAUCUUCCGGCUCGUGCUCGUCGACCUGCACGAGAACAAGAACCUCCUCUUCGAGGGCCAGGACAUCUCGGCGCUGAAGAAGCCCUACACGCUCGACGCGUCGUUCCUGUCCUUCAUCGAAGAAGACCCCUUUGAGAACCUGCACGAGACGCGCGACAUGUUCGAGGACAAGCUCAAGAUCCAGGCGUCCAAGCCCGAGCUAGAGCUCUGCCGCCGCCUGGCAGAACUGAUCGGCACGCGCGCCGCGCGCCUCUCGGCCUGCGGCGUCGCGGCCAUCUGCAAGAAGAAGAACAUCGAGAGCUGCCACGUCGGCGCCGACGGGUCCGUCUUCAACAAGUACCCGCACUUCAAGCAGCGCGGGGCCGUCGCGCUGCGCGAGAUCCUCGACUGGCCAAAGGGCAAAAAGGACCCCGUGGUCAUGAUGAGCGCCGAGGACGGCAGCGGCGUCGGCGCCGCCCUGAUCGCCGCCCUGACCCUCAAGAGAAUCAAGGAGGGCAACACGGCCGGCGUGCGCGACGUCGGGAACUUCCCCGGCCUGACGUAG
This is a messenger RNA of Fonsecaea nubica, 1470 nucleotides long. RefSeq names its product hexokinase. Gene Ontology annotation, molecular function: mannokinase activity; ATP binding; fructokinase activity. Gene Ontology annotation, biological process: glycolytic process; glucose 6-phosphate metabolic process; intracellular glucose homeostasis. Gene Ontology annotation, cellular component: cytosol; mitochondrion. Lineage: Eukaryota; Fungi; Ascomycota; Eurotiomycetes; Chaetothyriales; Herpotrichiellaceae. The record is from RefSeq and is a predicted model, not a curated record. The coding region runs from base 1 to 1470 and encodes 489 amino acids. The transcript has 3 exons.